AUGAUAGUUGAGGAGAAACCGAAGACAUUUGUUGGUUUUGAGAUGGGAAGCGCACAGGGAAAACUACAGCUGAAACAAACAGAAUACGUGAAAAAGAUAUUGGCAAAAUAUAAAAUGAAUGAAUCAAAACCAGUUUCUGCACCUGCAACAAAAGGUGAAAUAGAGGAAGAGAGAAUACAAACUACAUAUCCCGUAAGAGAAACUGUAGGAAGCUUACUAUAUUUGAGUAAUAAAACUAAACCAGACAUAAGCUUUGCAGUUAAUAAAGCUAGUAGACAAGUGGACAAACCAACGAACAAACUGGUGGCAGCCAUAAAACGUAUACUGAGAUAUCUGAAUGGAAAACAAAUUGAGACAAUAGAAUAUCAAAAGGGUGGAAGAAACGAACUGAUGACCUACUGUGAUUCGGAUUACGGAGGAGAUGAAAAAACUAGAAGGAGCACUACAGGAGGUGUAGGGGCGUUGGAAAAAUGA
Molecule: messenger RNA, 474 nt
Organism: Dufourea novaeangliae
Lineage: Eukaryota; Metazoa; Arthropoda; Insecta; Hymenoptera; Halictidae
Exons: 2
Coding region: 1-474 (157 amino acids)
Source: RefSeq, a predicted model, not a curated record